Molecule: messenger RNA, 411 nt
Organism: Meloidogyne enterolobii
Lineage: Eukaryota; Metazoa; Nematoda; Chromadorea; Rhabditida; Meloidogynidae
Source: the annotation of a GenBank genome assembly
AUAAAAAUGACUGGCAAAAGAUCAUUUUAUUAUAUGGAUUAUAUUAUUGCUUCAUUAUUUUUUAGCUUCAACUUUUAUUGCUUCACCCUUCUUGCUUCAUUAUUUUUUAUCUUCACCUUUUAUUGCUUCACCUUUCUUUCUUGCUUCAACUUUUAUUGCUUUACCUCUUGCUUCAAGUUUUUUUGCUUCACCUUUUUUGCUUCAUUUUUUUGUUUCACCUUCUUGCUUCAAGUCUUGCUUCGCCUUUCUUGCUUCAAGUUUCUGCUUCACCUUCUUGCUUCAAUUUUCUUUUGCUUUGCCUUUCUUGCUUCAAGUUUUUUGCUUCAUCUUUCUUGCUUCAAGUUUUUCUUGCUUCACCUUUGCUUCAUCUUUUCUGGUUUAAUUUUUUGUUGCUUCAUCUUUCACGGAUAA